GCGAAGAGUUAUGUUUAGCCGGAUUAGUAAACGCCGCAAACACAGUACCGAUCCCUCCCAUUCGGUGCGAAGCAUACGACCUCGGUUCGCACUCCGACCGAACGAGCAUCGCGAUCAGUCCAUUUCUAAACUCCGUCGAGUAUUCACCAGCUGUGACACGCGCGCUUGUGGUGUGUCUUUUUAAACAGGCCAUUUCACAUUUUCACACGCAAUGGCCAAGGAGGAAUCAAAGUACGGAUUUAAGGAUAAGGCUAAGGCCGAGGAGUCGCUGGAGCUGCUCAAGAGUGAAGAUCACAAGUACCAGCUGCUGACGGUGCGUGGUCUAAUCGGCCGAGCAAAACGUGUACUAACAUUAACGAAAGCCGAGGAGAAGGUAAACAACAUUAAGGCUGCCAUCGAAACAUUCGAGCAAUGGCUGGAAGCAAACAGCACUUCCAGCACGAAGAACGCUAAACCGAAGGACACGGAAGAUAAAGUUGAAACCGUGCCGGGAUUGGGCUUUAAGGACAAACAAGCCGCUGAGCAAACGCUAAGCAUACUCGAGGGACGUGAUCCCGAUUACCAGAAGCUAGCCAUUAAAGGACUGAUCGGCAGUGCUAAGCGCGUCAUUCCUGCAACCAAGAAUGAGGAUAAACUUAAAUCGAUCAAGCAGGCGGUGGCACUGUUCGAAGACUUUCUCGAUCGGUUCGAUCGUGAGGAGCGUGGAAAGCAAAACCUGCCCUACCUUUCGAUCGAUCUUAUUCGCCAACUGCCAACACCGGAACAGUCCGAUAAACUGGCUGUGGAAUUUCUCCAAUGCUACGAAACACAGGCGAAGGGCAACUACAAACAUCUUCGCACCAAGGCACCCAACAAGGAAGGCUCUAAAACGUGGGAUAUCGUUCGUAACAGUCAUCUGAAGGAGCUCAAACCGAAGGAUAGCAGUGUGAAGCUGUUCGAUCAGGACGGUAAACCGACCGAGGUGCAUUUGAAAAUGAUCCAAUGGGCGUUCAGCCCACAGGUAGAGAAGCUCAAGAGUUAUGUGAACAGUGCGGGAAGUAAAGAUAAAUCAUCCCCCCAACCGUCCAGUGCCCGUAAACGCACACACUCGUCUUCGUCCUCUGGUGAGGAAAGGGUGCGAAAGGAAAGCAAGAAGGAUGCUAGUGGUCAGAAGAAAUCGAAGAAAUAAACAAGCUUUUUAAAAGGUAACGUUUGAGAUUGAUCGUGAUAAAAUAGGUUAUUGUUACUGUAGGAGUUGUAAAAUUUUGAAGGUUCAAUACUAAACAAAACGCUUAAAGAAUUGCAUACUUUCACAGUAUAAAUUUGUACCCCUACAAGUAUGCAAUUUUCAGUUUACUAGUACUUGUAGCUUGUUGCUAUCAAAGGUCGAAAAUGGUGAAUUGGCGAAGCAUUUAUGAUUAACCUGCUAAGGUGGUGUAAGAACAAAAUAGUAGCAAUUUAACGGCAUUAAUAUCGGCCAGUAGACACCCCGAAAGGGUGUAACAAACGAUUUUUAAAUAAUUUGCAAACCUUCAGGCACAUGCUGAGUGAUGAUUAGUAUACGCGCCCAAAAGUAUGCAAAUAUUUUAUUUUUAAAUAACCGGAAACUCUUUCAUGACCUGGAACAGCGAUCGGUUAAUUUUUUUUAGAAAGGGAAAGGGAAAAUAGGUUAUUGUUACUGUAGAAGUUAUAAAAUUUUGAAGUUUAAAUACUAAACAAAACGUUUAAAGAAUUGCAUAAUUUCACAGUAUAAAUUUGUGCCCCUACAAGUAUGCAA
Molecule: messenger RNA, 1756 nt
Organism: Anopheles stephensi (Asian malaria mosquito)
Lineage: Eukaryota; Metazoa; Arthropoda; Insecta; Diptera; Culicidae
Gene: Ude
Exons: 3
Coding region: 212-1168 (318 amino acids)
Source: RefSeq, a predicted model, not a curated record